CGCUCUUAUGCCAUCCCUAGUUCGGCGUUCAUAUGAAAAAUCAAAACAAAAACUCGAACAACAAUUCUAUAUAAAUAAAAGCUUUUUCCCAUCGCUCUAUUACUACAAGCUUUCGAAUGUCGCACUCACCGCCGCCGGCUAGCAAUUGCGAGGAGGCUCUCAUCCAGCUGAAAAACUUUGGAUAUGCAUUCGAUGGAGAAGGAGUCCUGCGCAAAGUCGAUCCCGCCACCGGGGAGCCCGGGAAGGAGCUCUUUUCCUACAACGUCAGUGACGAUGCCGCCGAAAACGAGAAGCACUACCAGAAGCUAGCCAACCAAAUCCCAGAAAUUGUCUACGCUUUGCUGGAGAAAAACGGUCUAAGUCGCACCUACAUCCCAUUUGACCAGCCUCCAGAGCGCUCUUCGUUCGUAUUCUCGCAACCGGCAAAGCUGUCGCAGUCCAAGAAGUUGCUAGUCCUCAUCCAUGGCAGUGGAUACGUUAAAGCCGGACAGUGGGCCAGAAGCUUAAUUAUCAACAAUUCCCUGGACCACGGUACCCAGCUGCCUUAUGUGCGACAAGCCCAAAAACUGGGAUACGAUAUCCUCAUCACCAAUGCCAAUGAUUGCACACGAUUCUACAAUGGUAAGGAGAAUCCCAUAAAGGGCGUCAAUACGUCCGUAGAGCACACCAAAUAUGUGUGGCAGAAUAUAGUGUUGCCCGCGAAACCGGAGAGUGUGGCCAUUGUGGCCCACAGUUAUGGUGGCAGUCUCACUCUUGAUCUGGUGGAGCGGUUUCCGGACUUCUUUAAAGAAUCCGUUUUUGCCAUUGCCUUCACUGAUGCCGCCAUGGGAAGUCCCCAAGCGAAGAACAAGGAGUACCUGUGCGAUGUAGCAUGCGAUUGGGUUGCCAGCAACACACCCUUGGACACACCCGUCUCACAGUCAAAGAGCAGCAUCCGGAGGAUUUCCGCUGGCCACACCAAGCACGAGUGGACCUCUUACUCGGCCAUCGAUUCCGUGUUCAAGUUCAUUGAGGAAAAGUAUGAGCAGCGGGCGAACAAGAAGUGACAGCCAGCAUCUACUUGUUAAGGCAUUUUUGUACUCCCCAUUUAUAGUAAAUAUCAAGGAGAUGUGAAUAUAAAUUAUGUUUUUACCGCCUGCACACA
Molecule: messenger RNA, 1144 nt
Organism: Drosophila mauritiana
Lineage: Eukaryota; Metazoa; Arthropoda; Insecta; Diptera; Drosophilidae
Product: FAM172 family protein homolog CG10038
Exons: 6
Coding region: 117-1046 (309 amino acids)
Biological process (GO): regulatory ncRNA-mediated heterochromatin formation
Cellular component (GO): nucleus
Molecular function (GO): siRNA binding
Source: RefSeq, a predicted model, not a curated record